Molecule: messenger RNA, 706 nt
Organism: Hymenoscyphus albidus
Lineage: Eukaryota; Fungi; Ascomycota; Leotiomycetes; Helotiales; Helotiaceae
Source: the annotation of a GenBank genome assembly
CACAAUCAUAUCCAGGAUAUGCUUCUACAAGAGAGUUAUACUUUGCUAGAUCUAAAGAUUCAGCAAUUCCGCGACAUGAGUUCACUCGCUCGAGAGCUCGAGGCCUCCGUAGGUUCUAUUUCGCUUCCUACUCAGAUCUGAUAAUGGCAGCUAACUUUUCCGAAAUCCCAGAAUAUGGCCAAAAUAAACUACAACAAAGACCGUCAAGAAGCUGCUAUCUUCGUCUUCACAAUCGUCACCGUUAUCUUUCUUCCACUAACUACAGUGGCGGGCAUCCUCGGUAUGAACACAAAUGAUGUACGUAACAUGGACAUCGACCAGUGGGUCUUCUGGGUAACUGCCAUCCCAUUGAUAAUACUUGUUAUCGCUCUCUGUUUGCUAUGGACGGGAGAACUAUGGAAUGUGGGGAGAUGGUUCAGUAAUGCUGGGCGAGGUGGCAAUGGACAGGAAUCAAUUCGGAGACAGCAAGUUAGCCGAGUUGGGGAUUCUCCAAGUAUAGAAGGCGGCCAGAACACCAGUCGCCUACCGGCACAUGGGGAUACUCGGUAUGAGACGGGUAUGGACGGACGGGAGUUUGAAAGCGGUCAUGGGGGAUCAUAUACAUGGCGUCGCCCGAGACAGGCAACCUUUUGAUAUACAUCUACAUGGUAUAUUUCUACUCCCAACAUAUGGAUCUGGCCGUGUUUGGGACCAAAAUAUAUACUCC